UCUCCGUUGCGUGGAAGUAAGAAGAGCGAAGGUUUGAAAGACCUGGAGGAAAAUGGAGGACGACAAAACGGGACGAGGAGGAGAGCUCCACAAACGGUGACGACGCCCUUCGCCACUUACUACAAUCCCCCUCUUCUACUUCGCUUCUUCUACUCUGGAUCCAUUACCUGUUUCACGAUUGCCGAAUUUGACAUGGAGUUGCAUUAGCACAUUCGGCGAGUGGAGAGGCGAGUUGCGCUUAUUUGUGGAGCAGAUGGUGGGGUUUUGAGUUUUUCCGAGGCCAGGGUAGGGUGCAUUGGUCUUGCAGAGGCCAUUUCUUCGAAGAGAGGAUCGGUUUCGAGGAGCGCCGGAGUGAGAUAAGAGUGUGAGUCGUAGUCUUUGGUGGAGACGUCGGUGUAAUUACAAACAUGGAUGUGACGGAGAAUGUGAUGGAAAAUGGGAGUCUACCUGGAGGUGACCAAGAUAUGCCUCGCGAUGAUGAGAUGCAGGCGUUUCAUAACCAAAUUAGGGCUGUUGAUGCGGAGAAGCUUGAAUUUGUGGGUGAUAAGGAGCCACUUUCUGUACUUGAAGAAGAGUAUAAAGCUGGCAGCCGUGUUUUUCUUGCCAAGCUCCAGAUACUGAAACAAAAGUACGGUGCAAUUAGGCGUGCUCGUGGCGAUGGAAACUGUUUUUUCCGAAGUUUUAUGUUCUCUUACUUGGAGCAUUUAUUAGUUACACAAGAUGUAGCUGAGGUCGCGCGCAUGGAGAAGGCUAUUGAGAUUUGCAAGAAAACCCUCAUUGAUCAUGGUUUUGCUGAAUUCACAUUUGAAGAUUUUCUGGCUAUUUUUGUUGAGCAGCUGCAGAGCGUCAUUCAAGACAAAGAAGUCUCUGUAAGCCUUGAGACACUAGUAGAGCGCUGCAGAGACCAAUACAUUUCCAAUUCUGUGGUGAUGUUUUUCAGAUUUGUGACGUCUGGUGAAAUAGGCCGACGUACGGAAUUCUUUGAACCGUUUAUUCAGGGAAUGAGCAACAUGAGCGUUGUACAGUUUCGUCGGUCAUCAGUGGAACCUAUGGGUGAGGAAAGUGAUCAUGUCCACAUUACUGCUUUGUCAGAUGCUUUGGGAGUACCUGUACGUGUCGUCUAUCUUGACCAGAGCGGGGACGUGAAUGACAAGCCUGUGAUUGUGAACAACCAUGACUUCAUCCCCGAAGGAAUGGAUGCGGCUGUAGAACCUAAUGUGAUCCUUCUAUAUCGUCCAGGUCAUUAUGACAUUUUGUACCGUAAGGAGAAUUCUGAAGAUGCAUUACUCUCUAAUUUGGAACAAACAGGGUAACGAGAGCACUUCCAAGUAGACAGAAUAACUUUGCUGUGGUUCAUUAGAGGCAUUUCCAACUGAUGUACCACAGGACUUUGAACGAUUAAACAAGGUUCGACCGAAAUCAUUCUCCUGCUUGAGAUCUUGAGCUUCUAUUA
This is a messenger RNA of Physcomitrium patens, 1453 nucleotides long. RefSeq names its product OVARIAN TUMOR DOMAIN-containing deubiquitinating enzyme 1. Gene Ontology annotation, molecular function: cysteine-type deubiquitinase activity; ubiquitin binding. Gene Ontology annotation, biological process: protein K48-linked deubiquitination. NCBI's taxonomy places the organism in Eukaryota, Viridiplantae, Streptophyta, Bryopsida, Funariales, Funariaceae. The record is from RefSeq and is a predicted model, not a curated record. Gene Ontology annotation, cellular component: nucleus.